Molecule: messenger RNA, 1714 nt
Organism: Malurus melanocephalus (red-backed fairy wren)
Lineage: Eukaryota; Metazoa; Chordata; Aves; Passeriformes; Maluridae
Product: keratin, type I cytoskeletal 10-like
Exons: 8
Coding region: 85-1401 (438 amino acids)
Cellular component (GO): keratin filament
Molecular function (GO): structural molecule activity
Source: RefSeq, a predicted model, not a curated record
GAGCACGGCCCGCUACACUUUGAUUUCCUGUAUCUCGCUGAGCACUGCUUUGCAUCUGGGCUUGGAUAUCUGAUCCCUUCCACCAUGAGCUGCAGCAUCAAGAGAACAUCCUGCACCUCGUACAGGAGUGGAGGAGGAGGUGGUGGAGGYGCCUGUGGUGGCGGCAGCGGCCGCGGCUCCUCGACAUCUUGCCAUCGCUACGCCUCCUCCAUGAUCGGCGGGGGCAGCUACGGCGGAGGCGCCUGUGGGGGCAGCUACGGGGGUGGCAUGAGCAUGGGUGGCAUUGGUGGCGGCUUUAGUGGGGGCUUUGGCGGGGGCUUUGGUUCUGGGGGGGACAUGCUGCUGACUGGCAAUGAGAAGGUGACCAUGCAGAACCUCAACGACCGCCUGGCUGCUUACCUGGAGAAGGUGCGAAGGCUGGAGGAAGAAAAUGCCGAGCUUGAGCACCACAUCCGGGAGUGGUACAGGAAACAAGCUCCCAGCGUUUCCAAGGACUACAGCUCCUACUACCAGGCSAUCGAACAACUCCAAAAUCAGAUCAUUUCUGCCACUGUGGACAACAACAGAAUGCUGCUGGACAUUGAUAACAGCAAGAUGACUGCCGAUGACUUCCGAAUGAAGUAUGAGAAUGAGCUGGUCAUCCGUCAGACYGUGGAGGCUGACAUCAAUGGCCUGAGAAAUCUCCUGGAUGGUCUCACUACCACUCGGUCUUCACUGGAAUCCGAGCUGGAGUCUUUGAAGGAUGAGCUGAUGUCUCUGAAGAGAAACCAUGAGGAGGAAAUGAGGCAGCUCCAGUCCCAGACUGGUGGAGAUGUGAGCGUGGAGGUCAAUGCUGCUCCUGGAGURGAUUUGACAAAGACCCUGAAUGACCUGAGAUSCGAAUAUGARCAGAUCAUYSAGAAGAACCGCAAGGAGGUGGAGCAGUGGUAUGAGGUCAAGAUUGAAGAAGUCAAUCGCGAGGUCACUUCCAGCAGCCAGGAUUUCCAGACAAGCAGCCACCAGCUCACCGAGCUGAGGCGCGAGAUGCAGAACCUGGAGAUCGAACUGCAGGCGCAGCUCAGCACGAAAAGCUCUCUGGAAAACUCYGUGKCAGAAACYGAGUCUCGCUACRGCYGCMUGCUUCAACAAAUCCAGGGGCAGAUCUGUGCCGUCGAGGAGGAGCUGGCCAGCAUCCGCUGUGAGAUGGAGAGCCAGAACCAGGAGUACAAGAUGCUGCUGGGCAUCAAGACCCGCCUGGAGCAGGAGAUCCARCAGUACCGGGCACUGCUGCAGGAGGGRCAGCAGGACCUUGUAUCGUGUCAAGGAUCUUCCCAAGGAGGAGGAAUGUCCUCCCACUCUUAUUCUUCUUCCCACUGUCAUGGUCAAUCCAGUGAUAAGGGAGGGCAGUCAAGAGUGUGUUAAGACAUCACCAGCAUGUUGGGCUUCCCUGAUCCAGUCAGCGCCAUGGGAGCAGCCCAGCCCACAGCGUGAUAACGUACAGACCACACCCAGAGUGACCUACCCCAUGCACAGACUGCCCUACAACGCUAAUAAUGAAGUCAAAAUUAAUAAUUCCUAGGCUUUUCUUAAAAUUAUCUACUUCUCACUUUUCACUGUGAUCACUGUACUUGCACACAGGCAUCUGCAGUGCACUUGGUGCUCUACUGCAUGACAAUGCCUCAAAUAAAGCUUUACCUUUCUGCAAUGCAAAGAAAACGCUGUGUCCAGCAGUCUA